Molecule: messenger RNA, 3093 nt
Organism: Amblyraja radiata (thorny skate)
Lineage: Eukaryota; Metazoa; Chordata; Chondrichthyes; Rajiformes; Rajidae
Product: metal transporter CNNM2-like
Exons: 7
Coding region: 25-2322 (765 amino acids)
Biological process (GO): magnesium ion homeostasis; magnesium ion transport
Cellular component (GO): plasma membrane
Molecular function (GO): sodium ion transmembrane transporter activity; magnesium ion transmembrane transporter activity
Source: RefSeq, a predicted model, not a curated record
AGCGAUGCUGCCCAGCGGCACAACAUGGCGAGGCUGAAGCGCGGCUGCUGCUACCUCCUGGCGGCCUUGCUGCACUCGGCGGUGCGCCGGGCCGGGGCCGGCAUCAUCUCGGGCCUGAGGCUGGAGAACGCGGCGGAGAUGGCGGAGCCGCAGCACUCGGUGGCCAAGGCCGCGGCCUUGUCGGAGCCCGGCGCGCUGCAGGUGACCGAGGACAGCUCCGUCAAGCUGCGGCUCUUCGGCACCGGCCUGAACCGCCGCAGCUGGAGCUUGCUGGCGUUCGCCGAGGUGGAUGCCGGCGCCAACGCCACGGAGGACGGCGACGAGCUGUGCAGGCACCGCUCCAAGGACAUCGAGGUGGCGCGGCAGGUGCAAGUGUACCGCGACACCUCGGCCGUCGUCGAACUGCGGAUCCGGCCGCUGCGCAAGAACGAGGACUCCAAGCUGUUCGUCCUGUGCACCUGGAACGGCUCGGUGUGGAUGCUGCACCCGGGCAGGGACACCCGCAUCAUGGUGCUGGAGCAGAAACACUCGCUGAUGCCGCUCUGGCUGCAGAUCAUCCUCACCGUCCUGCUGCUCACCCUCUCGGGCAUAUUCAGCGGCCUCAACCUGGGCCUCAUGGCCCUGGACCCCAUGGAGCUGAGGAUCGUCCAGAACUGUGGCACCGACUCCGAGCGCCACCACGCCAAAUGCAUCGAGCCUGUCCGCCGUCAGGGGAACUACCUGCUGUGUUCCUUGCUGCUGGGCAACGUGCUGGUCAACACCACCCUCACCGUGCUGCUAGAUGACAUGGUGGGCUCCGGCUGGCUCACCGUGGUGACUUCCACCGUCGGCAUCGUCAUCCUGGGUGAGAUUGUCCCCCAGGCGCUGUGCUCCAGACACGGCCUGGCAGUGGGAGCCAAGACCAUCAAUCUAACCAAAUUUUUCAUGAUCCUCACUUUCCCCCUGUCCUUCCCCAUCAGCAAGUUGCUGGACCUUAUCCUGGGGCAGGAGAUCGGCAAGGUGUACAGCCGCGAGAAGAUCCUGGAGAUGUUGAAGGUGACGGGGCCUUACAAUGGGCUGGAUAAGGAAGAGCUAAACAUGAUCCAGGGGGCUUUGGAGUUGAGGACCAAAACCGUGGAGGAUGUCAUGACCCCCAUUCACGACUGUUUCAUGGUGAGCAAGGAUGCCAUCCUGGAUUUUAGUACAAUGUCUGAGAUCAUGGAGACGGGUUACACCAGGAUCCCCGUGUACGAGCACGAGAAAUCCAACAUUGUUGACAUCCUGUACGUGAAAGAUUUGGCUUUUGUCGACCCUGAUGACUGUGUCCCUCUUCAGACGAUCACCAAGUUCUACAACCACUCUUUACAUUUUGUUUUCUAUGACACCAGAUUGGAUACAAUGUUGGAAGAGUUCAAACUAGGUAAAUCACACCUGGCGAUUGUACAGAAAGUGAACAGUGAGGGUGAUGGCGAUCCCUUCUACGAGGUGCUGGGGCUUGUUACUCUGGAGGACGUUAUUGAAGAGAUCAUCAAAUCAGAGAUUCUGGAUGAAUCAGAUUUAUACACUGACAAUAGAUCAAGAAUGAAGACGGUUCACUAUAACAAGAAAAGGGACUUUUCUGCCUUCAAGCCGACAGUUAAUGAGGUUCAAAUUAAGGUGUCCCCUCAGCUGCUCCUUGCUGCUCAUCGCUUCCUAUCCACAGAGAUCAUUCAAUUUAAUGCUGCAAAUAUUUCGGAGAAGAUUCUACUGCGCCUCCUUAAACAUCCCGACGUCAUUAACGAGAUCAAAUAUGACGAGGACAACAAGCAUGGUCCUGACCACUAUCUCUACACGCGAGGCAAAGCGGUUGAUUACUUUAUCCUUAUUCUACAGGGCAAGGUGGAGACCGAGGCUGGGAAGGAAGACAUGAAGUUUGAGACCGGACCCUUCUCCUAUUUUGGCACCAUGGCUCUCGGCAGCACACUCGCAGAUAACCUCUCGAGCUCUCGCAACAGUGAGAUGAACCGUUCUCUGUCUCUACAUCAAGCCGACCGCUCUGAGUCCGCAGCAUCCAUUGUACCAAGCAUCGCGGCUAUUUCCACACAUCACUACAUUCCUGAUUUCUCUGUCAGGGCAGUGAUGGAUGUACAGUUUGUGAAGAUCACAUGGCAACAAUAUCAAAAUGGACUACUGGCUUCAAAACUGGACAGCACUCCACAGUCGCCGGAGAAUCUGCACGUUAGCACCGACGUGAGUGCAACGGACAAAGCCCCGAGUAUAGCGGAUGAGACCACAAACCUGCUGAAUGAGCAGAACUCUUCGAACCGUAAAUCUAUUCACACUUCAGUAGACAACAAUAUAUGACCUCCCUCCAAGGUCUGGUACUUCACAUUGGGCAUUAAACACAGGUCGCGGUGCAACUUCAGGACUGUUUGAGGGCAAAGAAAAGAACCAUGUGGAACCAGAUGGGAGCAUCUGUACCUUGUGCUGUCCUCUGGAGAGUGUGGAAUGAGAGGAGUGCUUCUUUGUGUUUAACUAACCAGCUACGGUGGGUGGGUGGGUGGGUGGUGGGGACGUUCAGCUUUGGAGACCAUGCAGAAGAAAGUUGAGGUAAAGUUUAAUCUCCAUUGCCAAAGAAGUGAUCCUCCGAUGGCCUUUUCUUCCUUUCUGCUGAUGAGAUGGAUGUCGAGGCCUUGCGCUCGCCGUUGUCUGCCGUGAACUCCGUCCACUUGUCCAGGGUCCUUGCUCGCUCGCUGGCGGGCCGGCACGUUAAGUGAUGCCUGGGGUUAAAGUUCAGAAGCCUUCCAUCUAAUGGAUUCCCAGCUCAUUGUCAACUGUUCUUACCUCUGUUCGGUCAUGAUGGCAACUGUGGGAUGUCUGUGCUUCCGUGCUCCCUUCCUCCCAACUAUCACCUCCUCCCAUGCCCCCUCCCCCCCCCCCCCCCUCAACACUCCCUCCUGCCUGAUACUUGGCUGAUUCCUCCCCUUCCCCGAGGCUUUCUUCUUUCUCUGAUUCACCUUCCUCACUAUUGCACACCUUCUUCCCCACCCCCCCCCCCCCCCGGCACAACUCCCCUCCCCCUCCCAUCCCUGAUGUUUGUCACCUUUCCUGAUUUUCCCCAUCCUGACACUCACU